AUGGCCUCCAUCUUCACCUAUGACCCGGAUCCUCCCAGGGUCUCUUCUCCUUGGUCCACAUCUGGGUCAUCCACUCCUCAGGCGGCGGGAACUGGUGCUCGCACCGUGCCCCGAGACCGUUCCAGUACCAACCUUGGUCGACCAGAUGUCGAUGUCCUCUCGGACUAUGGCAUCACCAAGCUAGAGCCCGAGCCGCAAGAGGGCCCCACCGAGUACAAGUUACACCUCCUCUUGCGUCAGCGCCGGCUGUACACGUCCAUGUCAACCGGCCAUGUGGUUGGUGGCUCUUAUCAUUCUCGGGUCCCUCUUUCGACUCCGAGUCCGACUCCUUCGAGUUUCGAGCUAAGCUCGAGCUCCAAGCCGCAGACACGCUCUCCCCAAAGCCGUCAGCAACGCCUUCAACAGUUGACGACUCAGCUGCUCUGGCGCCUGCAACAGUCGUCGCCGUUUCAUUCCUCAACGGCAGCCAGUCUGGUGCUCCCUGUGCUCCCCGAGACCAUAUCCCAGUCGGGGGCCCUGCAGAAGCCGGCCCGCCUGCUUCCUGGGCUCGAGGAAAGCCAAGGCGCGCUGUAUGAGAUUGGCGUGGCCGACGAUGGCACCUUUGUCGGGCUUACCAAGGACGAGCUCGAGGAAAGUUUGGCCAACCUGCAGGUCAUGGCGGCUAGUUUGGGAUGUAAAGUUGAGAUUCUCCGCCGUGUCAUCGUUGGCAACUGCGAGUGGACGGAAGACUCCGAUGCAGGCAACAUUGAUGUUGGCAAAGUCCAUGCGGAAAGCCUCUGGGUUGCUGAAGCGCUCGUGAGUCCGGACUGGGACUACUACCGGGUGGAGUCCCCGAAGCGUGCACCCCGGGAUGGCGAGUCAACGAAGAAUGGGACGCCGAGGGAGGGGUUGUCGGAGGAUGCCCAUUCGUGCACAGAGCAACUUCGAAUCUCCAUCACCGGACCGACCACUGCAGGGAAGUCGUCCCUUUUAGGUACCUUGACUUCGUCUGUACUUGAUAAUGGGAGAGGCACGAGCAGACUUGGACUGCUGAAGCACCGCCAUGAGAUUUCGUCGGGGAUUACCAGUUCCGUCGCGCAUGAAUUGAUCGGAUAUGCCGCAAAGAAGCCGACCUCUUCUGGAGUCGACGUGAUUAACUACGCGUCGGGCAAUGUUGCCGCCUGGGAUGAUGUCCACGCGGCUUCUGCAGGGGGGCGUUUGGCCUUUGUAUCUGACCUUCCCGGCUCCAUACGUUAUGUAAAAUCGGCUCUGCGUGGACUCAUUAGCUGGGCGCCGCACUAUGUUUUACUAUGUAUCCCAGCGAACUGCGACGAUGGAAAUACUCGGGAGUCGCUGAACGGGGCGGCAGAGCAGGCCACCGACAUCAAUCUGGCUUUAGCAUACCUGGAGCUCUGCAUGAAAUUGGACGUGCCUACUAUUAUCGCCAUUACCAAAAUGGAUCUUGCGUCGCUCACGCUGCGAGCCAAUCUUGCCAAAGUCCUGUCGGCGCUGAAGAGUGCCGGGAAGAAGCCUGCGAUGCUCCCUAUUCAAUCUGUGACGUCGGACACGCCGGUGGAUCUACACCACAUUGGACAAAAAGAUGUUGAGGGGGUUCAGAAAAUCAUAGCCGCGACCGACAACUGGUCCAGCACCGUCCCGAUUGUUCUCACCAGCGCAGUCGAUGGUUCGGGGAUCGGAAAGAUACAUUCUUUCCUUCGGUAUCUUCCGAUCCCAUCCAGGCCUCCAUCGCGAACCAUAUCCCUGCCCAAGACGCUAACAACCCCUCCUAUGCCUGCUACAGUCUUUGAUGUCGACGAGGUGUUUGCCAUUCCCCCAUCGAAGGUCUACUCGGCAUCUUCACAGACCCGCAAAGAGAACAAUGGCGUUGUACUGUGUGGACUGGUUCGGUACGGUGCGAUCUCAACAGGAGACGAGCUCAUGCUCGGGCCGUUGCUUGUCAGCACAUCGUCCGAUGACGGGGACAAAACUCGGUCGGACCAGGGAGGAGAGGCUCAGCAAUCUACUUCCUAUCGCAGUCGGCCGUCUUCCGGGGACUUCUCCGCCUCCUUUGUUCAGGGGCUGAUGUCGGGGAAGGCAAACGCCCCUGUCCAAGCCCAGUGGCAACGAGUCCGGGUCGUCAGCGUGCGAAACCUUCGACUGCCGGUCCAGAAACUGACCGAAGACCAGGUUGGAACCAUCGGAGUCGAGCCUCUUCCGUGCUCUGAAGAUGGAACACCCACAAGACUCGGUAAAAUCCGCAAAGGCACUGUACUUGUGAGUUUGCCCGCUGCGGCCACUUCUGUGCCAAGAUCGCUGUGCUUCCACCGCGGAUUCGUUGCUAGCUUUGCUGCGAGUGAAUUCUCGUCUUCACUGUCCCCACCUCUACUGUUGGGAGGCAAUGCUAUAGUGUAUCUUGCCAAUAUACGCUCUACAGUGAAGGUGACAUGUAUGGCACUUGCUGAAGACGAAGUCGUAUCGUCUCCCCCGUCGCCAACCGAACCGGAAUUCUUCAAUUUCGAUGGAGACGGCGAGGGGGAGAACACAAACAGGCCGGAAGUGAACGAUGUAGUCCGAACGUCUGGCAACGUUGGACAUGGAGACGUCCGGAUUACUUUUUCCUUUGUCACCUCGGUGGAAUGGGUGGAGGUUGGGUCCCGUGUGCUUCUGAUGCCUGGAGCAUCCGCUGCAUUGGCGUCCGCGCAGAACAGUGGACAUUAUGGAGAGUAUCUGUAUGAAGUCUUCGAUUUAGUGAAUCUGAUACCCGAGUGCACCGGCACUGGCAGCUACAAGCGGUGA
Messenger RNA from Aspergillus terreus NIH2624, 2775 nucleotides. RefSeq lists its product as uncharacterized. NCBI's taxonomy places the organism in Eukaryota, Fungi, Ascomycota, Eurotiomycetes, Eurotiales, Aspergillaceae. The record is from RefSeq and is a predicted model, not a curated record. The coding region runs from base 1 to 2775 and encodes 924 amino acids. Gene Ontology annotation, molecular function: GTPase activity; GTP binding; translation elongation factor activity. The transcript is spliced from 2 exons. Gene Ontology annotation, biological process: translational elongation.